UGUGUCCUCUGCGGGAUGGGCGGUCACUGCUUCUUAUCUCCCUAUAAAGGAGGUGAGGACCUGUUGCGCUCCAAUUCAGAAAGCGAACUCCCAAGGAUCGCAUUCAUCACUGCGCCGAUGGAUUUUAAAGAGUUUGGAGAUGAGUCCUCCGAGGGAGACACGGAGGAUCUGGACAACGUGAAAGCACUUACAGAGAAGCUGAAGUUAGAGACUCGCAGACCGUCCUAUCUGGAGUGGCAGGAGCGUGUGCAGAGCCGACCGUGGACUGGAGCUUAUUCAGCAGACGGUCCGGACCCUGAAGAACAAGUCGUUUCCAUGUCUGCAACUCAGAGAAAUGAGAGCUCAGAAGUGGUCGUGCGUAACAUCUGUGGCUUUGAUACUAUUGAUGAUGCUUUGGAGUUUCUCAGAAAAGAGCUGAGAGAGAUGCAGGUUCAGGACAACCGUCUGGCCCGUCAGCUGAUCCGUCUGCGUGCGGAGAUCCACCGGUUGAAGGUGGAGCAGGUGUGCGACCGUCACAAAGAGAUGCUGGACGAUGCAACGUACGAGUUGGAAGAGUGCGGUGAGGAGUCGGACCUGCUGUGUGACAUCCCUAUGAAGGCUGCCUUCGCUCUGUCCACCCCACUCAAACACCUGGGCCUCACCAAGAUGAACAUCAACUCCAGACGUUUCUCACUGUGUUAAAACCUCCACCUUUAUUCAUGUCAGGAGGAUGUUUUCAUUGCCUUCCCUGUGUUCGUGCCAAUAGGGUUAUUUCCUCUUCUGGAUGUGUUUUGGUGAUAACUUGAAGAGUGAUUGCCAGUUAAUGGGGCGAUAGACAGAAAUGAAAAUGAUUCCUUUGAUGAGCACCUUGGCUUGACAUGCAUGGGGAAGCCUCAGUGUGUAAUUUGUACGGGCACACACCCUUAACACUGACAUACCUUCCUGGUAGAUGAAGCAUGGGCCGCUCCACUGUUGAUUGUUCUAAAGAUAGCACAGUGCUCAUCAGAGCAGGUAAAUGAAGCCUAAAAGCUAGACUGAAAUGUGAAGGUAGGUAUGGAAAGGGUAUGAUGUUCAGUAACUUUUACCCAGUGCUAAAAAUGACAAAGACUACGUUUCACACAAAGGAGUACAAAACACUUACAGAGUAGUGCAGAUUUACUCAAAGAUUGUGAUAGAAAUAAGAAGGAGGUCACUUCAUGAUAGAAGGCCGUGUCUUGGGGAGUUUUUCAGACGGGUAGACAGGUCAAAUUACUUAUAUUGGCGGUUCCCAUACUAGGGGUCAGGACCCAUACAAGAGACCGCAAGAAAUAUCUGAAAGGUCUUGAGGCAUUCAGCAGGAUAGGAAUCGGGAAAAAUCUAGUCUUUUACAAGCAAAUUACUCAGUAACUUCAGCUCUGCAGCCCACCCCCUGGUUGAGCUGAGCAUCGAGUGAUGAAGGCUGAAGUGAUGUUGAUGAAUGAAGUACAUGUUGCUUCAUUUUAAGAGGGC
This is a messenger RNA of Scatophagus argus, 1467 nucleotides long. It is a transcript of the gene fam167b, whose product is annotated as family with sequence similarity 167 member B. The record is from RefSeq and is a predicted model, not a curated record. Bases 16 to 681 code for a protein of 221 amino acids. NCBI's taxonomy places the organism in Eukaryota, Metazoa, Chordata, Actinopteri, Scatophagidae. The transcript is spliced from 2 exons.